This is a messenger RNA of Leucoraja erinaceus (little skate), 2898 nucleotides long. Its product is annotated as receptor expression-enhancing protein 6-like. The record is from RefSeq and is a predicted model, not a curated record. The transcript has 7 exons. NCBI's taxonomy places the organism in Eukaryota, Metazoa, Chordata, Chondrichthyes, Rajiformes, Rajidae. Bases 195 to 806 code for a protein of 203 amino acids.
AGCGGUUUAAGUAGGAUUGGAAGUAGAACUGGAGUCAGCAACCAGAGGAUUAGGAGGAGCUUUGUUAACAGCGGUGCGGGCUGGGAUUCUGCACUGUACGCUGCUUUCUUCCAGCGCAGAGCACAGGGUGCAUUGAAAUAAACUGGACCUUUAGAGCACAGGGUGCAUCGAAAUCAACCGGACCCAUUGCAAAAAUGCCAUCCUUGCGACAGCGCUUUGAGAAGUUCCUGGACGAGAAGAACUUCUUGACCAACAUGCUCGACAAGAUUGAGAAGAAGACGGGCGUGCGUAAAUACCAUCUGGCCGCAGGUUCAAUUACUACCCUUGGCCUAUAUCUUGUGUUUGGAUAUGGAGCAUCUCUGUUAUGCAAUUUGAUUGGUUUUGUAUAUCCAGCUUAUUUUUCAAUCAAAGCUAUUGAAAGCACAGAUAAAGAGGAUGAUACAAAAUGGUUGACGUACUGGGUGGUAUAUGGAAUAUUCAGUGUUGCUGAAUUCUUCUCGGAUAUCUUCCUAUAUUGGUUCCCUUUUUACUACGUAGGCAAGUGUCUUUUCCUCCUGUGGUGCAUGGCACCUGUGGUAUGGAAUGGUUCCCAGCUCAUCUACAAUCGAAUAGUCCGCCCUCUGUUCCUCAAACAUCAGAACCGGGUGGAUAGUGUUGUUAACGACCUCAGCAGCAAGGCUCUGAAUGCAGCUGAAUGCGUGACGAGGGAAGUUUUGCAGACAUUGUGCAACAACAAGAACCUCGUCAGGGCAGAUGCAAGACCUAAACAGUUAGCUGGAGCGUCUAGUCCGCUGUCAGUAGACUGAUGGCAGGAAGGUAUACAAGAUGGUAAUGUGGCCCCUGCAAUGAAGCUACACUUGGACAAAAACAAGGAUAACUGAGAACCUCGUGCUGAACAGACCACCUGCAAGAUGAAGCUACUCCCACCAGAAAAAGACCUAUAAUUCAGGCAUGACAGCAACAGUCUGAAAAGGAAUGCAUGUGGUUUAAUUUUCCAAGCGCGAUUUGUGAUUGGAAUCUAAAAUAACCUGCCUUUUCUUUCAGAAGCCAACCCUCUUUUUUUUUGAGUAUUUUACUCUUCAGAUCCAAUGCCUCUCAUGCCUGAGUUAUAUAAUUGACCUGCAGCAGAAGAUGUAAUCCAUAAAAUCUCCUUUGGAAGUAACUGAUAGCAGAACCGUUCUUCCUCUACCUCACCUGGGGUCUGAACUGGGACUGUCGAUGAAUAUACUCCAUAAAGUACACCAACCAUAGACAUGCAGUCAAUUAUUUCCCAACGUUAACAACCUCCAUCUCAAUACCCGUUGUUAGCAGGAGAAAACGUUUCUGUUUACUGUUGGUGUUGUUAUAACUCCGCUUCAUAAAUGUAGGAUUGUACCUCAACACACCCUGUUUUACUGGCUGUUCAUAAUGGAGAAUAUUUUUAAGAUUGGAAAUAUAUGGCAAAGAAUGAAAUGAUUUUAUAUCGAUUUUGCUUACUUGUGCGUAGAUUAGUCCAAAAUGAUUUGAUUAUCCUGUUGAUUGGAAUAAAUUAUGGAGCCAGAAUAUUGAAUAUUAAAUUAUUGGGUCGGAAUAUUUUGCAUGUACUUGCCAAUGGUUCAGAUGGUUAGCAUUGAAUCUGUUUGUGUGGAAUAACUAUGAAGGAAUUCUGAGAUACUGCGGCAACUUGUGCACGUGAUCACAUUUCCUUGCGCUGCUAAAUUAAUAUUCUCAUCUUGUACUUUGAUACCAACUCCACUUAACAAUUCCUAAUUUAACUUGCCAGUAGAGCAGAAUUUUUCCAAAAACAUCUGUUUCAGGGAUUUUAUACAGUUGUUCGUUAUUCUACGUGCAUUGAUCCUGGCCUUGAGGUAGGUGUGUGGGAUCGUUUGUUUCCCUUCAUGCUGAACACUGAAAUUGCAUUGAACCUACUUUUCUAUCUCCCACUCAAAACGAUGUAAGCUUGUCUCCAAUAUCACAACCUUGCAUACCUCCCUACAAGGAGAGAUUGUGUUCAAUACUAUUGUGGGCACAGGUGGAUAAGGCUGGUGAGGGACCAUAUUUUAGACUGGCUCAAACUUCAAUUAACCAAAUAUCCUAGAUGAAAGUCGAAAAGUGAUUCCUAAAUGGUUUUGACAUGAACUACAAUUGUGUGGUGGAAGGAAUUACACUUCUAAUUUAGCAAUAAGAUAGUAUAAAAUAUAAACUACCACUUCUCAUUUAAUUCAGAGAGAUGUAGGUUAAAUUGUCGCAAAAAAACAUUUGAGUGUGACUUUCUGGACCUUUGCUUAACUUGCAAGUCAUCUGAGACUUUUGAGGCUUUUUGAUUAUUGUUAUUAGGGGAUGUCUAGUUUGUAUUCCAUCAGGAUGAAAAAUGGGUUGCAAUAGAUGCUGUGACUGAGAGGAAUGUGUAGGGAAAAGUAACUUUUCACUGCACCAGAUUAUCACUGGAAACUGCUGUAGCAUUCCUGUAACUUGUUUAAGGAGGAUUUCGGACCAGGUUCUCUCUUAUCCAUAUACUUUGCAUAAUGCCUUUGGAAGAGAUGACACAUUUUUGAUGUACAGGGGUGGGAGGGGAAAGGAAAGGGAGAGUUGGUUAACAACUUUGUAUUUUAGGGCAAGCAAUCUUUUUAAGCUCCAAGUAAUGAAUCGAUAGAGAAAACAUGUGGGUCUCUGGUAGAAAAAUGUACAAAAUAUUAAAAGUGCAAUUUUGUGCUGUCUACCUGUUAUUAACUAUUGUGGAAUCCAAUGUCUGCAGCCCCUGCUUUCUGAUGGAGCUUGAAAACAAUGUUUUGCUGUUGUGGGGACUUUUCUAUCGAUUUCACAGAGUUGAGAAGUUUUAAUAAUGUGUUUACUGGAAUAAUGACUCUAUAUGUUAGAUGCACUCUUUGUUAAAGUAAGCUCAAUAAAAACAAAAAUCUA